CUGCUUCUUCUUCUCCAAUUAUCCCUUUUCAAAUUCCUUUUGGGUUUUAUUUGGUUGAUUUCUGCGUUUGUUUUUUCACCUUGAAGCAAACGUAUUCCUUAUUGCGAUUUCCCAUUGGGUUUUUGAAGUUUCGUGUUACUCAGACCAAUUUCGAUUAGGGCUUUUUUUUUUUUUUUUUUGGUUGUUUGUUGAAAGUGCUUCAAAUUGGGGAUUUUAAUGUGAUUGCGAUGAUGAUGAAUCAAGGAGAAACCGCGGAUUCCAUUUCUUCGCUUGAGAAGCAGCAGAAAAACGAAUCUCACCAAGUUCAUGCGACUUCUUAUUUCUCUCCGAGCUGUGCUGUUGCAUCAUGGAACACACAAAUGGAGAAUAAUAGCUUGAGGGAGAACGGAGUUCUUUCUAAUACUGGCUACAAUCAUGAUAAGUUACCAGAGUCAACCUUGAAAAACGUUCAAGAUGGACAACCUUUGGCGCCUAUUGUCUCCACAUCAAGUUCAGGACCUGCAGAUGUAGCACAAGGUUAUAGUGGUUAUGCUGGUUACCCAAAUACUGAUCCCUAUGGAUACAAUAGCACGGAUUAUACAGCUUACUACAGUCAGUAUCAACAACAACCCGCUCAGUAUCAACAGCAGCAACAAUCCAGUCAAUAUCAACAACAACCUGAUCAGUAUCAACAGCAGCAACAACCCGUUCAGUAUCAACAGCCGCAGCAACAGCCCGUUCAGUAUCAACAGCAGCAGCAGCAGCAGCAACCAGUUCAGUAUCAACAGCCACAGCAGCAACCCAGUCAGUAUCAACAGCCCCAACAAUCGGGUCAGUAUCAACAGCCACAACAAUCUGGUCAGUAUCAACAGCCACAGCAAUCGAGUCAGUAUCAACAGCCCCAGCAAUCCAGUCAGUAUCAACAGUCCCAGCAAUCCAGUCAGUAUCAACAGCCCCAGCAAUCCGGUCAAUAUCAACAGCCACAGCAAUCCAGUCAGUAUCAACAACCCCAACAAUCCAGUCAGUAUCAACAGCAGCCCCAGCAAUCCACUCAGUCUUAUCCUCAUCAAGUCGGAGCUUAUCAAAACACAGGUGCUCCUUAUCAGCCUCUUUCCUCAUUUCAAAAUACAGGGUCUUAUGCUGGGCCUGCAAGUUACUCAAGCACUUAUUACAAUCCUGGUGAUUAUCAGACGUCCGGAAGUUACACAAGUGGAACCUAUGGCACUGAGACCAACUUGUGGCAAGGAGGGCAAUAUGCAACAUACAGUUCCAAUCAGUAUCCAAAUUACACUCAGGACUCAAGUUCAGCCUAUGGUUCUACACCUGCUGUUGCAACUUCACAAUAUCAGCAGCAUUAUAAACAAUGGGAGGAUUAUUACAAUCAAACUCAAACAGAAGUUAGCUGUGCUCCUGGGACCGAGAAUGUAUCUGCCUCCAUUGCAUCUAGCGUGAAUAGUUCUGUCCCUAUUGCAUCUAACGUGAAUAGUUCUGUUCCCAGUGGAAGCACUGGAUAUACAGCUCCAAUCAACCAGGUGUCUACUGCUUAUACCCCUUUGUGGAGGCCAACAUCUAGUUCAUCUGAACUAACUGCUGUGCAGCCUGUUGCUGUAAGUGGUAGUACCCCUGAAGCUUAUUGGACACAUGGGACUUCUGCUUCCCAACAUGACCUGCCCAACUCUAUACAGUCACAUGUUCCAAAGCCACCAGAAAUAAUGCCUGCGUAUGAUAGUUCUCAAAAUCAACAGAACUCUACAUUUUCGCAAGGUUCUUCUGUUCUUUACCCAGCUUCUUACCAGGUUUCUCAGGGUCCAUAUGAAAGUUCUCAAAAUCAACAGAACUCUACAUUUUCCCAAGGUUCUUCUGUUCUUUACCCAGCUUCUUACCAGGUUUCUCAGGGUCAGCAAUCAUCCUUCCAAACUGUUUCACAACCUCCCGAACCUCUAGAUCCUCGAAAGGCAAACAAACUACAAAUUCCAACUAAUCCAAGAAUUGCUUCAAACUUGUCCUUGGGUCUCUUGAAAACCGAAAAAGAUAGCUCCAUGACUAGUACUACUAUAAAGCCAUCUUAUGUCAGUGUUCUUAUGCAGAAACCAAAUGAAAAAGCUAUGUCACAUGAGGAAGCUGAUUCCGUGCUCAAGCCUGGUGCAUUUCCAAAGUCAUUGCGUGGUUAUGUUGAGAGGGCAUUGGCUCGUUGCAAAAAUGAUAGGCAAAAGACGGCAUGCCAAGCUACCAUGAAGGAGGUAAUAACCAAAGCGACUGCGGAUGGUACACUUUACACAAGAGAUUGGGACAUUGAGCCCCUGUUCCCCAUGCCGAACAUCGAUGCAAUUAGCGAAGAUGAUUCUGAGUUUCCAUUAUUAACAUCUGCAAUGCCAAAGAGUAAGAGUCCUAAUCGGCGAGCCAAAAGUAGGUGGGGGCCAGUUCCAGAGGAAAAAAUGGUUGACAAAUCUGCGAAUAAUUCUUAUGGAAAUGUCAAAUAUGGUGGUUGGAACAAGAAACAGUUUUCAGGUGGAGGGACAGAGAAAAGGGAGAGUUUGGGCGCUAAAUCUUCUUUUACAUAUCAUAGAAAUUCUGCGAAAAAUAUUGGCAGACCUGUUAAGAGGCAGCGUCUUGGUGAUGAUCUGAAUGCAGCUGAUGCUGGUGAAAGUUCUAGCGAUAGUGACAAGGAGCAAAGUUUGGCCAAAUAUUAUUCUGCUGCAACUGCCAUUGCUGAUUCACCAGAAGAGAAGAAAAGACGUGAAAAUCGUUCUAAACGUUUUGACAAGGGACAUGGAAACCGAGCAGAAAAAAAUAACGUUAGAGCAAAAGGUGUGGGAGCCGGUAACUUGUAUGUAAGACGGGCUAGUGCCUUAGUGCAUAGCAGAACCGUUGAGGAAAGUGGUAGCAGGGCUGUCGAAGAUAUUGAUUGGAAUGCUCUUACCGUCAAGGGAACCUGUCAGGAAAUUGAGAAACGCUACUUGCGCCUUACUUCUGCCCCUGAUCCUGCCACGGUGAGGCCCGAAGAGGUGUUGGAAAAAGCUCUGCUAAUGGUUCAAAAUUCUCCAAAAAAUUACCUUUACAAAUGUGAUCAGAUAAAGUCAAUACGUCAAGAUCUUACUGUACAACAUAUACGUAAUGAGCUUACAGUUAAGGUAUAUGAAACUCAUGGCAGAUUGGCUAUAGAAGUUGGUGACUUGCCAGAGUAUAACCAGUGCCAAUCACAACUACAAACUCUCUAUGCUGAGGGAAUUACGGGAUGCCAUAUGGAAUUUGCCGCAUACAAUUUACUCUGUGUAAUAUUGCAUUCAAAUAAUAACAGGGACCUUGUUUCAGCAAUGUCCAGAUUACCAGCUAAUGCUAAAAUGGACAUAGCGGUAAAGCAUGCUCUUUCAGUUCGUAGAGCUGUGACAUCUGGAAAUUAUGUGAUGUUUUUCAGACUUUACAAAACGGCUCCUAAUCUUAACACCUUUCUUAUGGAUCUAUACGUGGAAAAAAUGCGAUAUGCAGCUGUAAAGUGCAUGUCUCGUUCAUACCGUCCUACAGUUCCUGUGGGAUAUCUUUCCCAAAUAUUAGGCUUCACUAAUACAUUGCCAACAAGUGAAGCAAACGACGAGAAUGAAGGAGAUGGAAUGGAAGAUUGUAUGGAAUGGUUAAAAGCUCAUGGUGCAUGCGUAACUACAGAGAGUUCUGAGGAGAUAUCACUUGAUACAAAGGCUUCUGUAUCGAGUCUCUAUAUGCCUGAGCCUGAAGAUGCUGUGUCACACGGAGAUGCAAGUCUCGCAGUUAAUGAUUUUUUGACUCGAAGUUUAGCUUAGGUCCGUUAGCCAAUCGAGAUUUCAUAUUGCCCGUUACUAAACCGACGAUGGAGCUGUUGGGAUAAUUAAAAGACAGCUUCACUCGUAUAUCUAAAUUCAAAUGGAAAAUGACAGCUCCUGAAAGUUGGGUUUGAGUUAAUGAGAUGUUCAACCGGUACCACAUGGGAAAACCGCAAAAGACAGUCUGAUUCAAAAACGGCAUAGAGAAGAAUUACGGCUGAUAUUUACGAUGAUUAUUGAUUUCAUUGUAUCUAACAUAAUCAUCAUUCUUUUGAAUAUAAACAUUUUCAUUUACUGUGAUAAGAGAAAAAUACAGUUUUGUUGUUGUAUUUUAAACUGUAUAUUGUGUUGCGAGUAUAAGAAGAUAGAUGUUUGUUUGUUCGCUCUACCUUACGUGAAGUAGUUUUGUAGUGCUGCAACAUUUUCCUUUAUGUUAAUUUUUGUUGUGAUUA
This is a messenger RNA of Erythranthe guttata (spotted monkey flower), 4225 nucleotides long. It is a transcript of the gene SAC3A, whose product is annotated as SAC3/GANP/Nin1/mts3/eIF-3 p25 family. The record is from RefSeq and is a predicted model, not a curated record. Lineage: Eukaryota; Viridiplantae; Streptophyta; Magnoliopsida; Lamiales; Phrymaceae. Gene Ontology annotation, cellular component: nucleus.